AUGGCACCUGGUGGUGCUGGCCAUGUAGAAGAUACUUCCCAUCUCAUCGUUCCCAAAGAGUUUGAAACAGCAGAGACUCUUCUCAAUUCAGAAGUUCAGAUGCUUUUGGAGCAUUGGAAGCAGCAGAUGGAGAGUGCUUAGGUUGAACAAGAAAAUCCUGAGGUCUUAAAAACUUUCACCUAUACAGGCCAUUUCAGUCAUUUCAAAAAUAGAGAGAACAUUGCCAGUAUUCGUAGCUUAUUGCUACAGAAAAGGCUUCAUAAUUUUGAGUUGGCAUGUUUAGCCAACAUUUGCCCAGAAACAGCUGAGGAGGCCAAGGCUCUAAUCCCAAGCCUUGAGGGGCGGUUUGAAGAGGAGAAGCUACAGCAGAUUCUUGAUGCCAUCCGGACUAGACACAGCUUCCAGUAUUAA
This is a messenger RNA of Suncus etruscus (white-toothed pygmy shrew), 411 nucleotides long. Its product is annotated as DNA-directed RNA polymerase II subunit RPB4-like. The record is from RefSeq and is a predicted model, not a curated record. Gene Ontology annotation, biological process: mRNA export from nucleus in response to heat stress; positive regulation of translational initiation; nuclear-transcribed mRNA catabolic process, deadenylation-dependent decay. Gene Ontology annotation, molecular function: translation initiation factor binding; nucleotide binding. Gene Ontology annotation, cellular component: RNA polymerase II, core complex; P-body. Lineage: Eukaryota; Metazoa; Chordata; Mammalia; Eulipotyphla; Soricidae.